Adineta steineri is the source of this 960-nucleotide messenger RNA. NCBI's taxonomy places the organism in Eukaryota, Metazoa, Rotifera, Eurotatoria, Adinetida, Adinetidae. The record is from the annotation of a GenBank genome assembly.
AUGACAACAAAUGUAUCAUUAAUAUUGACAAAUUUACCAAUAAUUGUUCAAGAAAAAAUCUUACAAUCAUUUUCUUAUACAGAAUUAAGUCGUUUACGUUCAAUAUCAAAACAUUUUCAUCGAUUAUGUACUGAACAACUUAAUCGAGGUUAUUUUCAACUUGAAAUAAUUGUUCAUGAUUUACAGAAACAAAUUAAAACAAAACUACCACGAAGAGAAUCGGAAAGACAUAAACAUCCUCUAUCAACAAAAUUUGAUAUAAUUUCUUCGCUUGAUUCUCGUAUUCAAUGGCUGAAAUUAACAUUUGGUUCAUCAAUACAAAAUUCACUCUGUUGCUUUUAUCCGGGUCGAUUACUUGAUGAAAUCUAUUCCGUACUAAAUCAUUUAAAAACACAGCAAUCAUUUACAAAUCCACGUACACUUUUACAAGAAACACGUGAUAUGUCAUCAAUGGCAAUUGAACAUUUUCGUGAACAUAUUGAACCAAAAUUACAACAAACACGUUUUGCUUCAUUAACUAAUCUUCGUAAUAAUUUAUCAACAUUUUCAUCAAAUACUACUACUACUACUAAUAGUAAUACAUUUGUAUGUCAUCAUUAUAAACGAUCAACGAAUGUUUUACUUCGUCGGCAAAUAAGUACGUUAAACAAUCGAAUCUAUAAACAAAAUCUUAUUGUUAAAUCUCAAAAAUAUCAAAUGAAACAUUAUAAACAAUUAUUAUAUACACGUACAAAAUCUUUAAUAAAUCAUCAUCGACGUUUAAAAUAUCUUGAAAAGAAAAAUCAAGAAACUGAGCAACUUUUACUUGAAAUACGAAAAGAUAAUGAUACAUUAUUACAACGAUUUGAUCAAUUUGUACAAACAUAUGAUGAGACAUCAAAUCGAAUAAAUACAGAAAAAUAUAAUAAUGAAUUACUUCCUCAAAUAAACAAAAAUAUAAAACGUCGAAAAAUUGAUUAA